Anopheles coustani is the source of this 1203-nucleotide messenger RNA. RefSeq names its product UBX domain-containing protein 1-B. The coding region runs from base 92 to 1075 and encodes 327 amino acids. The record is from RefSeq and is a predicted model, not a curated record. Gene Ontology annotation, molecular function: protein binding. The transcript has 3 exons. NCBI's taxonomy places the organism in Eukaryota, Metazoa, Arthropoda, Insecta, Diptera, Culicidae.
UAGAAAAAAAACUGUCCAUAAUCAAGACUGUAGAAAGGAUAUCUUACUUCGAUUUUUGCGUGCAAACCCGAACCGUCUUUACCAAUUAGCUAUGUCUGAUAUUCAAACGCUCAUGGACAUGGGGUUUCCCAAGGAGAAAGCGGAACGGGCACUGGAAGUGACUAACCAUAAAGGUGUCGAGCAGGCCAUGGAAUGGCUCCUAGCUCACGCCGACGAACCUCUGCCACCGGCAUCGGGGGCCGAGGGAAAUAACCCAUCCGCUGGCGGGGAAUCGGCACCCGAAUCAUCGAGCAGCACAACGGAGGAUACGCCCGUGGCAAAGUCGCUCAAAUGUGACGAGUGUGGUAAGCUGUUCAAAUCUCAGGAAGAGGUAGAAUUCCAUGCGGCAAAAACACAGCACGGUAGCUUUUCGGAAUCUACCGAAGAGAAGAAGCCGCUAACCGAGGAGGAAAAGAAGGCACAGCUGGCCCUGCUGGAGGACAAGAUGCGCCGCAAGCGACAGGAGCGAGAGGAAAACGAAAAGAAAGAAGCGAUGGAGCGGGAACGACUGCGCAUCAAGUCGGGCAAGGAUAUGCUCGAAGCCAAGCGCCGGAUGGAGGAGCAGGAGAUGAAGAAACUGAUGGACCAGCGCAGGAGGGAGAAGCUGGAAACGCAACAGGCCCGUGACCGAGUGCGGGCACAGAUUGAAUCCGAUCGGGCGGCCAGAAAGGCGAAAGAUGGAGGAGAGACUACUGCCGUCUCACCAACGUCAACCACUGCCCCACCGCCAGUAGCAACUCCCUCGUCCACGACCCCACCCACUCCCAAACCAGCUACGGAGACAAAAAGUUACACCACCGCAAAGAUUGCCCUGCGAAUGAUGGACGGCAGUCAGAUGGUGCAAACGUUCCAAGCCGGCGAGCAGCUUGCAGCCGUGCGACUGUUUGUGCAGCUCAAGAUGGAGUCGCCCGACACAGCCUUCGGACUGAUGACUAACUUUCCAAAGCGAGUGUUCACUGACGAGGAGUACGAUAUGCCACUGGACAAGUUGGGUCUGGUACCGAACGCCGUACUGAUCGUCACGAAGGCCCCCUAGAUCUAUUCCGUCGGCGAGCUGCUAGCAUUUUAAAUGUAUCGAUGAAUUCUCGGUUCGUUUCGGCCUAUUUGUGAUCUAUUGCGAUAUAAAGAAACGGGCUAUCUGAAUGCCGGAGUUGGUGACAAUUA